Messenger RNA from Fraxinus pennsylvanica, 381 nucleotides. NCBI's taxonomy places the organism in Eukaryota, Viridiplantae, Streptophyta, Magnoliopsida, Lamiales, Oleaceae. The record is from the annotation of a GenBank genome assembly.
AUGCUGCAACUGAUCGACCUGUACAUGUACCAUGGUGACAAAAGUUCAUUUGGGAGCCAAAAGCUCCGUAGCAAGCUUAACCGAGUCAAUCACCAGAGCAUUCCGACUGGUAGCCUCCCUAGCCCACGCACCACCAACAUUAGCCUGGGUGAUAUCCUCAUGUACGGAGAUGGUGCCGCGGAUUGGUCAAAAAUUGGGUGGAGGUCGACGCUGAUUACUAAAAUUUCGAUGAUCAUCUUCUCGACGACCACUUGCUUCCAUCCACCUAGCGCGGUACAGAGGUCAAGCACCGAAUUAGCGGAACGGAGAAAGCUGAACUUUGAACCAACUUCCAUGCGGGUUGAGAUCUGUAGCCAUGCUAAAAACGGUUCACCAUCAUGA